CUCCUCUCGCGAAACACGAUGCGACGCAAGAAUGUGAAAGGAUCCCGCCCGCCGCCAUUUUCUUUCUUUCUUGGCAGGCUGGGAGGACGGUAGGAAGUAGUGGAAGGAGACAUGUCGGAUUAUUCUACGGUGCCCCCUCCUUCUUCGGGAGCACCCGGCGGAGGCGGAGGAGGUGGCGGGGCAGUCAAUGAUGCUUUUAAAGACGCGCUGCAACGGGCUAGGCAGAUUGCAGCAAAAAUUGGAAAUGAAUCAGGGACAUCUGUGAAUUCAAAUGAUUACAGUUAUGGGGGACAAAAAAGACCUCUUGAAGAUGGAGAUGGCUCUUGGACAAGUCCGAGCAGUACAACACACUGGGAGGGAAUGCCCUCUCCUUUUAAAGAUCAACCAGAACCUAAGAAAGUUGCUCCCCCAAACAAUGAUUCUUUUGGAAAUCAGUUACCACCCAUGCAUCAGCAACAGAGGUCUGUAAUGACAGAAGAAUACAAAGUUCCAGAUGGAAUGGUUGGAUUCAUAAUUGGCAGAGGGGGAGAACAGAUAUCUCGCAUACAGCAAGAAUCUGGAUGUAAAAUACAGAUUGCACCUGAUAGUGGUGGGCUUCCUGAAAGAUCUUGUAUGUUGACUGGAACACCUGAAUCAGUACAAUCUGCAAAGAGAUUGCUCGACCAGAUAGUUGAAAAAGGAAGACCCACUCCAGGAUUCCAUCAUGGUGAUGGCCCAGGAAAUGCUGUCCAGGAAAUCAUGAUUCCAGCUAGCAAAGCAGGAUUAGUUAUUGGAAAGGGUGGAGAAACUAUAAAGCAGCUUCAAGAGCGUGCAGGUGUUAAAAUGGUAAUGAUUCAAGAUGGACCACAGAACACUGGAGCAGAUAAGCCUCUUAGGAUCACAGGAGAUCCUUACAAAGUCCAACAAGCAAAGGAAAUGGUUUUAGAUCUAAUUCGUGAUCAAGGUGGCUUCAGAGAGGUACGAAAUGAAUAUGGAUCAAGAAUAGGAGGCAAUGAAGGAUUAGAUGUACCAAUACCACGGUUUGCAGUUGGUAUUGUAAUUGGAAGAAAUGGCGAAAUGAUAAAAAAGAUACAGAAUGAUGCUGGUGUAAGGAUUCAGUUUAAACCAGAUGAUGGAACAACACCUGAUAGAAUAGCACAGAUCACAGGACCACCAGACAGAUGUCAGCAUGCAGCUGAAAUUAUUACAGAUCUUCUUCGAAGUGUUCAGGCUGGCAAUCCUGGAGGUCCAGGGCCUGGUGGUCGUGGUAGAGGAAGAGGUCAGGGAAAUUGGAAUAUGGGACCACCUGGUGGACUGCAAGAAUUUAACUUUAUUGUUCCCACUGGAAAAACUGGAUUAAUCAUUGGAAAAGGUGGUGAAACUAUCAAGAGCAUUAGUCAGCAAUCUGGUGCAAGAAUAGAACUUCAGAGGAAUCCUCCACCAAAUGCAGAUCCCAACAUGAAAUUAUUUACUAUUCGAGGGACACCACAACAGAUUGAUUAUGCUCGGCAGCUUAUAGAAGAAAAGAUUGGAGGUCCAGUAAAUCCUUUGGGGCCCCCUGUGCCUCAUGGACCUCAUGGUGUUGUUCCUGGGCCACAUGGACCCCCUGGGCCACCUCCUGGGGCUCCAAUGGGACCUUACAAUCCAGCUCCUUAUACUCCUGGCCCUCCUGGUCCUGCACCUCAUGGACCUCCAGCACCAUAUGCUCCACAAGGAUGGGGUAAUGCAUAUCCACAUUGGCAACCACCAAAUCCCCCAGACCCUGGUAAGCCAGCAGAUCCUAAUUCAGCAGCAUGGGCAGCCUAUUACGCCCACUACUAUCAACAGCAAGCACAGCCACCCCCUGCAGCUCCACCUAGCGCACCACCUGCCACUCAGACUAACGGACAAGGAGAUCAACCAAAUCCAGCACCAGCAGGGCAGGUAGAUUAUACCAAGGCUUGGGAAGAAUACUAUAAAAAAAUGGGUCAACAAGGGCAGCCACAAGAUUAUUCAAAGGCUUGGGAGGAAUAUUACAAGAAGCAAGGUCAAGCUGUUCCAGCUCCAACUGGAGCCCCACCGGCAGGUCAGCCAGAUUACAGUGCAGCAUGGGCUGAGUACUAUCGACAGCAGGCAGCUUAUUAUGCCCAGACAAGUCCACAAGGAAUGCCACAACAUCCUCCAGCACCACAGGUAAACAGUCUUGAAUUAUUUAGCUAAUACUUUAGUGAGAUACUUUUCAAUUUUUGUGGGGUGGAAUUUUGUUUGUUUUUGCAUGUCUCCCACAUAGCUAUCUUUCUGAAGUAUGCAUUUUUCCUGAUAAAACAUAACUGCAAAUGAAUUAAUGCUCUUUUAACUGGAGAUCUGUGUUUGUCUUUGCAUACAUUCAGUGUUUGUGAUCUAAAAAUUUCUCCUCAGGGUUUUUGAAAGCCAUGCAGGAAGCCACCACCAUUGCAUUAACCAAAUUUUCUUUCUUAAAGGCUUCAGUCCUGAGUUAGCGCAAUUUUUUAAAAAAUAUUUUCUUUAACUUUUUGUGUAUUUCUUAUGUAUUUCUUCGCACAGGGCCAAUAAUAAGAAGUGGACAAUACAGUAUUUGCUUCAUUAUGUGGGGGAAAAAAACCUUUGUUAAAUGUAUGGAUGCAGACGCCUUGAUGAAGAUCAUAAUUUUGUUUGGUUAAAAAUAGUGUUUUUUUGAAAUGUACAAAAUAUCUAUCACAACUGAUAGGAGGUAAUAUUUCUGUGUAGAAAUGGAAAUUGGUUUGUUUUUAGUACAUUAGUGUAGAUGUACACAUUCCAGCAAAUGUAUUUGCAACUAUUAUGUGGUCAAUGCUUUGUGAUAUAAAUGUACUUUUUCAAUGUAUACUUGAUCACUUUUAAAUGCUUGUUUUUGUGCUUUGCAAUAAAUAAUAUGAAACCUCCUGUGUUGGUAAGUUGGAUAUGUGGGUACUCAAGAGAAUUCAACAAUAUUUUUUUUAGUAAUUCUGUACAUGUACACAAGUAAGACUUUUCCCCUCUCUUUUAAGUUCAGGCUUGAUGUUGGUAUUUCCCCAGAAUAGGUUUAUAUAGGGAUCUCUUUUGUGAUUGUAUGUUACUAUUUAGCAUUCUGAUAUCUUCCUCUCUUUCUACUUGUGUAAAAAUUGCAUGUAUGUGAAGGUAUUUCUUGACAUACUUCUGCAUUAACAGUUGAAAUUUCUUUUUUAUUCAUGACCACUGUCCUAGACCCGUAUAGCUGCUAUAGUUAACAUUUGUUUUAUGUAUGAUUUAAUUCUUUAGUAUAUUUUCCAGACACAUUAUUAAAAUCAGUUAUCUAGAAAAAUAAAAUGUGCUAAGCGGUUGGUUUGAAGCACUUUGCUAUAGAAUUCAGUGUAGUAAGGAUGAUUAUGCUUUUUAGUUAUAAAACUGCAUUUGUUGUAGAAACAUGCUGUUUGAGUCUUGGAAUGCUUAAUGAAAAAAAAGGUUUUUUCAGAUAAGGUUUGUUUUUAAAUGUUGAAAGACUAGUUUUUAAGUUAUGUUUGAAAAGUCUCUAUCAUACGUUUUACUUUUAAUAAUUCUAAUUGAAAAUUGGUGUUCUGUUAAAAUCCACUGUUUGCUUUUUUGCAUAUAUUAGAUUACAUGCAAUACAGUUUGUCUUGCCAUUGUCUGUUGAAGUGCAGGUUUGAUCCAGCCAGUAUAGAACUAGCUCUGUAGGGGUGAGGAGGACUGUGCUGUGUAUCAUCCUUGAUUGUUCCUUCAAGGAGCAUUGCACUGUAAGUACAUCAGAGUGACAAAAUGAUGAACUGCAACAGUAUCUUUUUGUCAGUGUUCCACAUAAUGCAAAUGCCAUACCUGUGUGAAUAUUAUGUUGGAAUAAAAUACAGUGCUGAUAUUUUAGAAAAUUACAAUUGGUUGUUUAAUCAGAUACCUAGAUAUGCAUAAAUAUGUGUGUGUAUGGGUAAGUAUUUUGAGAUAUUUAGCUUUAGCUAAAGAAUUCAUCAAUGAACUAACAUUGUUCAUUAGGGUUUCAGAAAUGAGAUAUAUUCAGAUAUCAACUUAUAAAUUGUUAACAUUUAAAAAUGCUUGUCAGGAGGAAGUUGUUUUUGUCUUCAGUUGUCUGCAUAUAUUUAGUGAUGCAGCUAUAUGCUAUUUUUCUAAAUCUUUAUUAGCCUUAUCUUUAGAAAAUCAUUUUGUUGUUUUGGAGUGUUCACUUAGAGUGGCUGCAAGAGAAGAACUGAAUGUGGUCUAAAAUGAAGUAGUAUUAUUGCAAAAAUAAUUAGAAAUGCAUUUGUUCUACUGUAGAAUCAGGAGGGAUUUUUUUUUAUUCAAGUUUAGUUUAGGAUUUACAUUUUGAAAAGACUACUAGAAGUUAAUAAAUAUAUAGAGAAGUAGGUUAUGAAGUCUCUUAAAUAUUUUGCAUGUUAAAUCUGUAGCUUAUUGGAAAAUGGUGUAGUUAUUAACUAAACAGAACAAACAUUCACCUGAUUCUUUAUCAUUCACCAAAUGGAGGCUGUUGAUUUUGAUUCAUUUAAAGUAUAAAAUCUUUAUUAAUUGCAAACAGUGCAAUUAUUUAUACUUCACAGUGCCUUCCCAGAUCUUCCACCUUAGGUUCUGCUGCAAAAAGCACAGGUAAGCACAACCUAAGGAAGUGUAUAAAUACAUAUUUCAGUAUAUCAAUGUUGUCCCUGUGAGAAUUUUUUUGUGCUUGUGUAUUCAAAAGCAAUCUGCCAAUAUCUUUUCCCAAAUGUAUUCUGCUAUUCAUGGUUUCAUUCCAAUGAGAAUUCUGAAACAAUUAUUUACAUUUCUGGGUAAAUGUGUAUCUUUAUUUUUUUUAAAGAUAAGUGGAUUGCUGCAAUAAUUUUUGAGUAAGUCACUUUUACUACUUUCCCUCAAUAGUUGUUACAAAUGAAUAUAAAAUAUUUUUUCAAGAUACAGGAAAUCUUGGUCAGAACUUCAACAGCCUUCACAAAUGCUUCUAUAAUGUGGAUGUUAUACCCAAAUACUACGUAUUCGAAUAUACUGUAUGUUUCUCUCAAUCUUAAGAUGAUACACCAUAAACCAUAAAUUAAUGUAGCUUGAUUAUUUCAUGCAGAAGGAAAAGAAAAGUGAGAUUUUACUUUUGCAAAAUAGUUCUAAAAAAAUAUUGUGCCAGUGAUGUUAACAAGUUUGGCAGAUCUUUUCUUUUUAUAGCAAUUUCCUUCCUACUUUGCUAUUUCAGCUGAAUUGCUGUAUAUUUUUGCUAGUUUUAAAAUGUUUUGUAUAUGACUUACCUAGGUAGCUUAAUUUUCAGUUUAAAUAGACAAUUUUAAGGCAGUACCAUCAGUUUUUGUUUGUCACUUAAUAAAAUGUUUUGAUUUUAUCGAAAGUCCUGCUUUUCUGUGCAUGAAAGGAAA
Molecule: messenger RNA, 5324 nt
Organism: Thamnophis elegans (Western terrestrial garter snake)
Lineage: Eukaryota; Metazoa; Chordata; Lepidosauria; Squamata; Natricidae
Gene: FUBP1
Product: far upstream element binding protein 1
Exons: 21
Coding region: 112-2178 (688 amino acids)
Biological process (GO): regulation of DNA-templated transcription
Cellular component (GO): cytoplasm; nucleus
Molecular function (GO): mRNA binding
Source: RefSeq, a predicted model, not a curated record